AUGUCAGUAGACGAGAGUCGUGGCUCAACACCAUCAGUUGAAGCAAGUGAAUCUCCCUCUCCAGCGCCAUCAUCAUCACAAACUCCUAUCUGUUCUUCAUUUAGUAAUGGUUUGACAGUCGAUUUUUCCCGAUUUGAUAGUCCUGGACCCCAUUCAAAAAACUUGGCUGCUCGUUUACAAUUAAAUAGGUUGCGGAAUGGACAGAUUGAUGAAAGUCAGUUUAUAAAACGUCCACUCAAUGCGUACAUGAUUUGGACUCAAGAAGAACGCAAAAAGAUCCUAGCGCAAGAUCCAACAUUAAAAAUGAAUGAUGUUAGCCGCAUGAUGGGUGAAAAAUGGAAAAUGCUUAGUGAAAAAGAAAAGAAGCCGUUCUUUGAAAAAUCCAAGCAAAAUAAAUUGGAGCACAAAAAAGUGCUAAAAGAUAAUCCAAACCUAUUUUAUCAUCCUCAACGAAAGAAAAUGUUGAAAGCGUUAGCUGCUAAAAAUGAACUAAAUCAAAUGAAUGAUAUUGAUGGUAGCAGUUCCUUUGGUACUUCAGGCAGUCAGUCACCGACUUUUUUUUCUCCACCUAUUAAAACAACUCCUAUUCCAUCUUCUGGAACAUUAAUGGUGGCAGAAGCAUUGAAUACUCAAUCACCACAACGUUCUCAAAACACGUUUUCAUCACCUAUGCAGAAUUCAGUAUUUAAUCAUAUAUCACAAAGAAAUUUUUGCCAUAAUUCAACGGGUAAAUUUCAACAAAACUCGUCGAAUAAGACACAUUAUGCUAAUAGAGCUAAUCUGCAACGUCUUCUGGAUUUGUACUAUAUAUCGCUAUGCCAGCCAGCUUUUCCUGAAAAAGGUGAGAAUAACAAUAUGGGAUCGCCACAAUAUUAUUUAGAUCAAUAUCACCAAUUAAAUCAUCAACUCACAGCUAGCCAUAAUUAUGGGUCACAGGGCUUAACUUGA
Messenger RNA from Dracunculus medinensis (Guinea worm), 948 nucleotides. The record is from the annotation of a GenBank genome assembly. Lineage: Eukaryota; Metazoa; Nematoda; Chromadorea; Rhabditida; Dracunculidae.